This is a messenger RNA of Giardia duodenalis, 3231 nucleotides long. RefSeq lists its product as uncharacterized. Lineage: Eukaryota; Fornicata; Diplomonadida; Hexamitidae. The record is from RefSeq and is a predicted model, not a curated record. The transcript has a single exon. The coding region runs from base 1 to 3231 and encodes 1076 amino acids.
AUGUUUGUUUUAAGGAAUGAGAUCCUGGUUGUCAAGGAGCACUUAGGCGUCCUGCGUCUGAAGACCCGAGCACCCGGUAUCUUCAACUACUCCUUUGAGAACGAAGUCCGGAUCUCCAUCAACGACGUUUUAGUGUCUCACGGAUUGACCAUGGUUUUCAUAGUCGAUAAGAGGCAGCAACGUCUCUAUCUGAUCACAUGCAGAAUGGAGGAGCCUCUGGACUCUAUUAUUGUCCGCGAGCUCGCUGUUCCUCGCUUCAAUGAACAGUGGUUAGAUGCCUGCCACACGAAUCAUCUCGUCGGUGUUCUAAACGCAGACUCAAAGCUCACUAUUUUUGAGUGGAAAUUUGGCAAAGACCGGAAGCCGAUGCUAAGUAACGUGCAGGCUGUUUCCACUGGCAGCCUGCACGCACAAGGCUUUGUUAUACCGAAAAACAUGAAGCUCACCGACGCGCCUAUUUCUGCAAAACUCCUGGCAUGCAACGAAUGCAUCUAUUUAAUUCAAACAGUGAAAUAUAAGGUCUGCUUGAAUGAAGACACCGCAGAUCCCUCUGAAGCUCUCAGUGGCUUAGCUGAAGUUCACACCGUGUUUCUUCUUGAAAAGAUACUCGGGGAGUACACCCUUAUCCCUAAGUUUUCCUUCUCCACCAAGGUACCAUUGACACUCAUCUAUUCAACAGCCGUUGACAGGUCCAGCUUGACAGGAACGUCUCCAUACAAGGGAAGUCUAAGAGAAAUGCCUAUUCUUAUAAGAUUUAUUUUUAAUAAUUACAUAAUUGACCUAGAUUGUCGCAAUUACAAAUAUAGCAAAUAUCUCGUUAAGGAUCUGAGCGCACGGAUAAACAAUGUGCUCUUCAACAAUAGCAAGAGGAGAGGCAUGCCGUACUUCUUCAGCAGAAACGAAGUCGUCUUUUCCGAUUUCACUAGAUACGAAAUCUACAAGGACCUGCCCGUGGCAGAGCUUAUCUCUGGUCUAUCAGAGGUCGAUAUGGACGCUUCUGCCAUUACCGUUCAGAGCUUCUUGGCAAACACCGAGGGCCCAGAUAUUAGUGUGUUUAAGGAGCGGGUGCGUACCCUAGACUUUGAGCCUCAUCUCCAGUUGGCAGCAGAUAUAGAUUCAUCUAAUGUCAUAGCCACUGGGAGUGUUGACACCCUUGCAAGCGACGUUCUUCCAGCUAUCACGCCUCUAGAAGGUACAGCAUCCACGCUGAGACCGUCUGUCGCCCUAGAGCUUGAUUCCCAGGCAUCUGUGCCUCCAGGGGAUGACAGUCUUGGUAUAUCUAUCAGCACAAAUGUCGCGUUGGCAGGGACUGUGCCGAGCAUUACAGGGUCGGACCUACAGAUGCCACCUCAGAUGCAGAUUUCUUACUGCGAUAGUCACACCGUGAAUGAACACAUACUUUCUGAAAGCAUAGGUCGGAUUCAAACUCCACAGAAUGACCAGCAGAAAUCACUGACCAUCCACCAGUUAAAACGGUCCAUUGAUACAGAUAGUCUGAAUGCAUCUGUGCAGCACCUUGGUCUCAGCCAGGGUCUCGGCUCAGCAAUCACCGAUAUCUCCACAACCCUGCACAACCUUCUGGAGCGCCAAACAUAUGUUGAAACGGUCAUACUACAGGAACUAUCGACCUAUCGGCAUGCAUAUGAGUACUUUGAUUUGCGGUUUGCACGUCUAGAGUCGAUGGUGGAAGCUCUCUGCGCAACAGAAGGUCUGGGAGUAGAUCCGCUGAGUGGGAUACCAGCUGCAUUUGUUCCUACAGAUGGACUCUAUGAUCCAGCUGAUCCAGCAGAGCCGCCAAAGAUUCGCCGAAUCCAGGAUUCACGCGAGCUCAAGGAGAUACGCGAGCUCAAAGAGCUGAGGAUUUGUGACUCUUUCAUCGACGGUGCUUCAAGAGAUCGCACAGAUGCGGUGGAUGAAAUUAAAAGUGUUCGUGACGAGAUAAGGAAGAUGCUGACCAGUGCUCUUAGUCGACAAGCGCAGCCAAAGACAUCUAUUCUUUCUGAUAGCAUCCCAGCUCCAAGUGGGGUCUCGCCGCUCCCCGCUCGGAAUCCCAUGACGUCUAGUAUGCCGCCCUUACCUCCUAGGCCCAAAUCAGCAGCAAUACAUGCACAGCCUCCACGAGCCCCGUCGUCUCUCAAACCCAGCUCGUCGUGCGGGGAUCUUUCUGCUAGCCUCCCGGUGUCACUGUCUCCUCGUACCACUAAAGCCAAAGUACCCAGACAGCCACAGGUGCCAAACAUGGCAAGCUUCAAUACCUCACUAGACCAUUUUAUCAAGACCUUUUCCUUUUCGGGGCCCAUAAUCGCCUCUCCGUCUAUUCCAUCACUUCAAAAGACAAGCACAUACUUGUCCACACUCUUUUCUUUACUAAACUCUGGAUGCUACAUGUCUGCAGAGAAAGUCCCCCAGGCAUUUGUUAACAACGAUACAUUGCACGCCUUCAGUACACGUCCAGACAACUACCGAACGCUGACCCGUGAUGACUACCCUACUCUCUUAACCAUGUUUAUCAGCGUUGUGGACUUCAUCACACAGUUUUUCAAGUUGAACAUCUUCGACAUCCUAUUUGACAACACUGCAGGCCUGAAUCUUGAUAUUGAUGGCUACUCGUUUCUCUCUAUUAUGCAGCAGUCUGUAAGUACCGCGAGUGUCUGUCGAAAAAACAGCGUAGUAGAUGAGGACGAGGAACCGCUGUCUCUCGAGAAUAUCUUCGUGCGUGAGACCAACUGUCUUACUGAGCUUCUCUGUGAGGAUGGUAUCGAUACGAUACACGAGAAGAUUGUAACAAGCGGGCUGGUAAAUCCCAUCGUCCUGCGUUUUCUGAGAGCCAAUCCAUUUAUAAAGCAGAUACCGGCCGAAAAGAUGAUACAGUUUCUAGAAAUAGCGUACUCUCAAAUCCUCAUGAAGUGGAGCAAGAAGCUGGAACUGUACAUAAUUAAGCUCAUGAAGCCCCUGUUUUUCACAGUGUUUCCGCGUGUGUUUACUCGCAACACAAGCUACGCCAGUCAAGCUCUGAACGUCCCGUCCUCCUAUGAGUACAUGGAUGUCAUCUGGCUAUCGUGCCUUCAGUACAUGCAUCUAUUUGUUCACCAGCUACACAUUGUUCCAGACUCUAACAAGGAGUUUUACGAAGGCUAUGAAAGGAGCUCAACUGAUAGUGACAAGGUCUUGGUGUCUCCAGCAUGGCAAGACAAAAAGGGAGUGACUAAGGUGCCUCCGGUGUUUGUUUAG